AUGCUUGCUAGGCCCUUUAUCUGCUCAGCUGGUGGGCCGUUAUCAAGGCUUAUUGCGCGGUCGAAUCAAUUACCGUUGGCAUUUCCUCGGAAAGAAUUCUUCUCGUCCAAUGCCCACUUGAAACAAGAGCCAAAUAACACCACUGAGCCGGACCCAAAAAAGCAGAGAAGGCGGAAUAACAGGUUACCAGCAGCUCCCACCUCCUUACGGCGAGUAGCAGUUGAGGCGCAAAGGUCGAAGGAUGGAUUCUUGUCUAAGGCGUUUCUCAAAGAGCAGGGUCUAAAUCAGAAGACAGUGACUGCUUACGCUGUGGCCGAACAAUUCAACAUUCGCAAAGUCAGAGAUAUUCUACAAGAAAAAGGAUACGAACCAGAUCCGUUAGAGACGGGGCUCUUCCCCCAAGUUGUUCAUGUUCAAAUACCUAUCGACUCUAUACGACGCGUUGCCAAUCCCUCCAGUACCGAUCUUCCAUCCGACGAAGUGGGCGAUGUCUUUGUGUUUCCUUCCGGUACAGUCGUAGCGUGGUCGCUUCCUGAGGGGUUCACAUCUUUUUUGGCAACACGAACUCUCUUACCUGCGGCAGAGGGUGCUCAUGAUGUGGAGACCGAGGAUCUAGACUUUGUAGAGGACCCAAACCGCGAAAAUAGUCUGAUCAAGGGUGACACGAUUGUACUGGGGACGAAUCCUCGUCACAGUCACGGCCAAUCUAUUGAUACGGUGCUGACAAAGGUUGCGUUUUCGUCUGGACUCGCUCGAAGUACAAAGCUGGCUGUUCUUGAGAGUCUUUUGUCGAACUAUAUCGAGUCCACUCGACCAAUCCCGACUCUUUUAUCAAAAGGAUCUCGACUUCCUUUCACACGAGACUUCAUUCUCCGCAAGACCGGGCAGCUUUUGAGUGUCCGCGCGCAGCUCAAUCUCUACUCGGAACUCACAGACUCUCUACCAGAUCUUUUCUGGGACAGCGAACACGAACUCGGCUUGGAGGGCUAUUAUGAACAAGCUGGCCGAGCUUUAGAUGUUGGGAUCCGUAUCAAGCUUCUGAACGAAAAGAUGGACUAUGCACAAGAGAUUGCUAGUGUCCUACGAGAACGUCUGAGUGAGACCCACGGUCUCCGACUUGAGUGGAUCAUCAUUCUGCUCAUCGCUGUCGAGGUUGGAUUUGAAGUAAUGCGAUUAUGGAAAGAGAGAAUUCGUGAGCAAGAAGAGAAUGCGCGCAUGGAGGAGAAUCAAACGUGA
Penicillium antarcticum is the source of this 1236-nucleotide messenger RNA. Its product is annotated as RMD1 family protein. The transcript has 2 exons. NCBI's taxonomy places the organism in Eukaryota, Fungi, Ascomycota, Eurotiomycetes, Eurotiales, Aspergillaceae. Gene Ontology annotation, biological process: positive regulation of mitochondrial translation. The record is from RefSeq and is a predicted model, not a curated record. Bases 1 to 1236 code for a protein of 411 amino acids.